Phaeodactylum tricornutum CCAP 1055/1 is the source of this 1583-nucleotide messenger RNA. RefSeq lists its product with no specific name. The record is from RefSeq and is a predicted model, not a curated record. Gene Ontology annotation, cellular component: nucleus. Bases 1 to 1368 code for a protein of 455 amino acids. Lineage: Eukaryota; Bacillariophyta; Bacillariophyceae; Surirellales; Neidiaceae. The transcript has 2 exons. Gene Ontology annotation, molecular function: protein-N-terminal asparagine amidohydrolase activity. Gene Ontology annotation, biological process: ubiquitin-dependent protein catabolic process.
AUGAAUUACUACGGUUCCAAAUUCCCUUCUGGUCGGAGUCUGCGAGGGCAAGGUGCGGCACUAUGUAAGGAAUACGCGUACCGUUCGCUCGUCACUGUCACGGUUCACAAAAUUGUUUUCUCCCGUGGGGCCAAGUUCGGAAUUUACAAUCCUGUUACACGGAAGAUGGUGAUUGCCAAUUCGGACUCGACCAACACGCUCGUGAGUCUCGAUGACUACAACAACGGUGGAUUCAAGUGUAAGGCAAUCUGGGCGUCCCACCAACAAAUCCGUGAAGCACCCACGCACGAACACUGGUUGAUACCCACCGCGUUGCGGGUUCCGGAAGAUUCAUCCGUGCGUUUGGAGGAUACGGACAACUCGUGCAGUCCAAGUAGAACUUCUUCCUCGGAAGCAUUGCGAUUGGUUCAUUUACCCACAGAGUCGUCUCCCUACACGGUCGACGAAUGUUUGGGGAACGUUCCGGCGAUUCGGCAGCGCUGUAGCGACUUGCUGGAGUCCGGUACGCGGCACUACCACGCGAGUUCUCCGGCACGGAUCCUGUACGUGGCACAAGGCGAGGUUGCCUACGCCGUGCCCAGACAGUGUGAUGUUAUCGUCAGUGACAAGGCAACAACCUGUCACGUAUUAAUACUGAAGAGUGUGUCGGAUCACGCUGCGCCCCUCGUCUCGUGUGCACACAUUGAUGGAGAUCGGUACGAAACUUGUAUUCGCGACAUGUUUCGGCGUCACCAAACGCAUCACGAAGAAUCGGCCGAUGCCGAAAUGGAUAUUCAUAUCAUGGGGGGCUUUGGAGACGAGCACGGUGCAAGCCGUGUCAUUACCUCUUGGUUGGUGCGAUUGCUCGCCGCGCUAGCCAAGGAAACCCAACCAGUGUUCCAUACAACCACGUUAGGAACCUGUGCCGUCACGUCACUAAACCAUUGCAACGACAGCAAAUAUCCAUCUCCUAUUGGUCGUGGUCUAGCCAUGGAAAUGGAGUCGGGCAGAGUCUUUUUGGCCUCUUGUGACACCGCCGUGGCUGGCCCCAAUACGGUUCUCCGGUCCGUGCGACUCUGGGCACCCCAAGCACAGCCUCGAUUGCACGUCAUUCACGAAGCUCACCGGGACGGUAUCAUUAUUCGGCCCUUUGCGUACAAACCGUUUGCCGAUAUUGGUACCUUACUGGCCUUGCCCGACGAUCUACUCUUGACCUACACGAGUACGUCGCCCGACUGUGAACAAGACGAUUUUUGCGGCGCUCUCCGGGAGACUCUACGUUUUCUGCAAACCGUCCCAGCCGCAUCGGUCUUUGGACCCGACCUGGGUCAGCCCUUGGUGUACCGACGUACGGGACGACUAGGAAACCGAUGGAUGCUGGUCCGGUGAUGCCUUGGAUCUUUUUGUCCUCCGAAGAACUGGUGUAAUGGCAGCUUUUUCCUACAACUACAUAUACUAUUCUUCCCUACACUUUCGGAUCCCGACGAGUUUUCUCUGUGUCGUCAUUUUUGUGAUCCACCACUCCUGGAAAUCUUUCACUUGAAAAUUAUGUAAAAACGCACUUGAAGUUUGCUGUAAUAUAAAUUACCAAUUUUUUUAUCCCU